Molecule: messenger RNA, 2140 nt
Organism: Phyllotreta striolata
Lineage: Eukaryota; Metazoa; Arthropoda; Insecta; Coleoptera; Chrysomelidae
Source: the annotation of a GenBank genome assembly
CUGAAAACAAGAUUUAACAAUAAUUAACAACAUUGAUUAUGGCGCUCAAGUGUGAUAUUUGUGAUAAAACGUUCAGUAGCAGAAGUUCCCUGGGAAGGCACCAACGUGAGGUUCACGAAAUAGACGAAUUUAGAGGUUAUUCGUACAAUAAUUUCGCUAACAAAUGUUUGGAAGGUUGUAAGGUUUCGUUUAAAUUAGUGGACGACUUGAGGAGUCACUUACAAACUAAGCACAACUUUGAGAUGGUUUGUACCGAACUCGAGUUUACUUCAGAGGAUGAUUUUAAAAGCUUUCUAAAUAACUUAGUUUACACCGAAAAAGCGCAAUAUGUUUUAAGUUCCAGUAAACGGAUAAUAUUAGAGAACAAUCAUUACGACAAACGCUAUUACCUAUGCAAUAGAAGCGCUCGAAAUGCUGCAAAACCAAGAAUUACGGAAAAAUGUACAACAUCCAAUGAAACUUACAUAAUGAAUACAACGUGUACUAGUCAAUUAGUGGUUUCGAAAUGCAUAGAAACCGAUUUUUUUAACGUAACUUUUUUCAAAACUCAUUACGGACACGAUUUACAAUUGGAACAUUUGCACUUAACCAAAGUAGAGAAGAAACAUAUAGCUCUCAAACUCGCAAAAGGUGUACCACCUGCAAAGAUUUUGGAUUCAUACAGGAGCAAUAUUGAGAUCGAUAAACCAGAAAGAGUAGAUUUAAUUACCCCAAGAGACAUCAACAAAAUUAAGUACACGUUUAAAGUCAACGUUUCUGAUCUUUUGAACGUUGCAAAUGGAGACGAAAACGAAGAUAAAGCUGACACCGAUGUAGAUCGUGAUGUUAUUUUUUAUAAGAAACAAAAUACCGAACACCCGCUAUUGAAAUGUGAGGACAUUUGCAUAGUUCUCAUGAAUAAAUCUCAAGAAGUAAUGUUGAGACAGUUUGGAUCGAACAUCAUCGCUGUCGAUACAAGCAUUUACGAUACUUGCCUUGAAGUGACUACACUUUCUAUUGUCGAUGAAUUUAUGGAAGGGUUUCCGGUGACUUAUAUGUUUAGCAAUAGGAACGACGAUACAAUUUUGGAGAUUCUUUUCGAUGUCCUCAAAAAUAAAGUUGGUACUAUAGACUGUAAGAAUUUCAUCACAUAUCACAACACAACAACUUAUAGAGCUUGGAUGAAAGUGAUGACUACGAUAGAAACGAAACAUUUAUUCUGCUGUUGGUUUGUUCGCAAAGAUUGGAAAGAUAAUUUGAAAAAUCUUAACAUCAAAAAGAGGGAUAUUAUAUACAAAAGAUUAACAGCACUGCAACAAACUUUAGACGCGAGAAAAUUUGAUGAAAAUUUAGCCAAAGAAAUACAAUCGAUGCAAAUGGAUGAUGACACCAAAGAAUUCGCUAAUUAUUUCAUCGCCAAUUACUCUCAAAGCACGGAAAAAUGGGCAUAUUGUCAUCAAGAGAGCUGUGUAAUAAGUAACAACUUAGCAUCCCACUCGGAUCGAAUUCGUAAAAUUUUCAAAAACACCUACACAGAAGGUGAAAAUACAAUUUGCUUGGAUCAAGCGAUGCAAGCUUUGAUGAAAUUAGCCAGAGAUAAAACGGCAGAAAGGUGUAUAAAACUGUACAAAAGCAAUCCAUCGAAACAUAAGCAAACGACAAGUGAACGUCAUCAAAUUGCUCUUUCUGCUGCUUAUACAGUCGGAGUUGACGAUAUUUUUUUAGUACUCACCUCAGACAACACCGAAUAUUAUCUAAAAAGAGAUAAUAACCAUACAUGUUGCAACAUAAAAUGCUCGGAAUGUAACGUAUGUGUUCAGUGCUUUAUCUGCAGUUGUUCGGACUUUUUAAACAAGCACAUAAUUUGCGAACAUCUUCAUUAUAUUAAAAUGAAUGUGAUAUUUGAAGAUGUACAUGUAGACGUACCUUCUCAACAACAGGGCCAAGAUAUAAUUACAUCUGAAGAAACGUUCAUGACAAGUUUGGAAUCAUUCGAAGAUUAGUCGGUAAAUGUUCGAAUCGCGACAUUUUUGUAUGAAACAUAAGAAAACAGAAAAGUUUUGUUACAAAACAACUAAAUAUGUACUUAUGCUAUAAAUAUGAGCUCGGAAAAGUGGACAAAUUUCCUGAAAUUAACGGAAACACCUUCUUGGUUGUGAUC